AGUUGCUGCCAAAAAUGAAGCAAGUAACGACUUAGACCCAAAGAACCAUAGUAUUGCUGUAAAAGUUGGUUUAAUUCUUGAUUUCAACUCAUCCACCGGUUUUGUAGCCAAUUCUUGCGUAUCCAUGGCGCUAUCCGAUUUUUACUCUAUAAAUCCGCAUUACGCUAUCCGAUUUUUACCCCAAGAAUUCCAAUGAAUUUCAAAAAUGAAACUUAUAUUUUUAUUAAUCAAAAGGCUCUUUAUAUAGAGCUCACAUUAAACAAAUAAGCAUGAUUAGUGCCACUCAUAUAGUCUAAUCAUUUACAAAUAUUUCUCCAAUCAAUCAACAUUAAAACAAAAUCAACUAAUUAAUAUUUCAAUUACAAUUUUGAAUCAUAAUUCCAACAAAGGGCUAAUCGGGAAAUAAACGCUGACUUCUCACUUCCAUAUUUGGAGUCUGGAGUGGUGAUGGUGGUAAGAGUUGAACCUGACAGGCUAAAAAACAUGUGGAUAUUUUUGAAGCCCUUAAGUUGGGAUCUAUGGCUUACCAUUGUUUUAGCAGCCGUCUUCAUUGGAUUUGUCCUCCGAAUGUUGGAACGCCAUGUAAAUCCCCAACGCCAACUUGGCAUGCUUUUCUUGUUUCCAUUAGCGGCUCUAGCCUUUCCUGAAAGGAACAUGGUGGGAAACAAAUGGGCAAAAUUUGUGCUGGUGGUAUGGUUAUCCAUGGCAUACAUACUAAUGCAAAGUUAUACAGCAAAUUUAUCCUCAAUUUUAACUGUGAGUCAGCUGAGACCUUCUGCAGACAGCCCUGCUUGUGCAGGUUAUCAAAGAUAUUCGUUUGUGGGAGACAUGCUGAAAAAGAUGAACAUAAAAACCCGCAAUUAUACAAGCAUGAAGGAAUAUGAUGAUGCCCUCUCUCGCGGAUGCAAAAAUGGAGGGGUUGACGUCAUUUUUGAUGAGAUUCCCUACGUCAAACUAUUCCUCCACAAAUACGGUUCUAAAUAUCAAAAUAUAUCUUCAAAAAUGGAUGGUACAGCUACUGGUGGAUUUGGCUUUGCUUUUCCGACUGGAUCUCCUCUGUCUAAGCCCAUCUCAAAGGCAAUAUUAGAUAUUAUGGAAGAAGGAAAGAUUCAACAGAUGGAGAAGAGAUAUUUUGGGGUAGGUACAUCGUACAUUUCAAUAUCACGCCGAAGAUAUUCCACGGGAUGGACCAAGUUUGACGUCAUACAGUUUUGCUGGCCUUUUCACCAUCACGGCCCUCCUGACAGUAGUUGCACUUGUUUGUUCUGAAUGCUCCUCUGCUAUUUCAAGAUUUUGCAACCUACACGCUGUUAAUAUUUCGAGAGUUCAAUCAGUUGAGGUGACUGGUUAUGUUUCCUCUGAUGAGAAUGAACCACAAGAUUCCAAGGAGGAGGCUGAAAUCUUAGUCCAGGAAGAAAGCAAUGAUGAACAAGUAGUACAGCCCACAAAUGUUCAUAUUGAUCACGGUGGUGAAUGAUCUGUUCAUGUAAAUAUUAGUGACAGGUCUCAUUACAUAUCAAAUUACAUAUUUAUCUAAAAAUAUUUAAUACAAGCGGAUUAGACAAUGUGAUAGAAUCAGUCUUAACUGCGGUAGGACCUCAUUUGGAAUCUGCAUUUCUGUUUAAGAUUGUGGAAUUUAAGUGAGCAU
Messenger RNA from Daucus carota subsp. sativus, 1648 nucleotides. RefSeq names its product glutamate receptor 2.9-like. Gene Ontology annotation, molecular function: ligand-gated monoatomic ion channel activity; signaling receptor activity. Lineage: Eukaryota; Viridiplantae; Streptophyta; Magnoliopsida; Apiales; Apiaceae. The transcript is spliced from 3 exons. The coding region runs from base 448 to 1269 and encodes 273 amino acids. Gene Ontology annotation, cellular component: plasma membrane. The record is from RefSeq and is a predicted model, not a curated record.